CAUGACGACAUAUUUCAUUCACGUUUUAUUACAUAUUGAACAGCAAGGGCUUCUGUGGAUCCAGCGACUGUCACUGAAGACAGUAUGGACAGCACGGUUAGUCUACCGGAUCAACCUACCAGAAGCACUACUGUGACCUUAGUGGAGUCCAGCAGCAAUCCCAGCGGCGUGCAGCUGGUGAGCACCUAUCAGACCCACCGAGCUGGGGACCCCAUGGACCUCGUCAUGUUGGCGCAGCAAGUGCAGAAGGGAGACGAAUUUGUCAGAGCCAAUGCUUGUAACAAGUUGACUGUUAUAGCAGACCAGAUCAGAUAUCUGCAGGAGCAAGCAAGAAAGGUUUUGGAAGAUGCAAAAAACGAUGCUGAUCUGCACCACGCAGCUUGCAAUGUGGUCAAAAAACCUGGGAACAUAUAUUAUUUAUACCUCCGUGAAUCUGGACAACGCUACUUCUCCAUACUGUCUCCCAAGGAAUGGGGUUCCAGCUGCCCACACAAGUUCCUUGGUGGAUAUAAGCUGCAGUACGACAUGUCAUGGACACCUUUGGAUGAGGUGGAGAAAAGAGACUCUGAAAUUCACAUUAUGGAAAAGCUGUUGAACCAGCAAACUGCCCUCCCUCCUCCAACUGAACCCAACUUUGAGGGCCUCCUCAAAUAAACUCAGGACUGGGAAACUUGUAAGCUUGUGCCAUUCACCCAUAAAUGUCUUACAUAACCAUUGUGGCCUUGGGGAUGCAAAGUUUUUUAAUGAUAUUUAGCAAGAUGUUUUUUACACAUGUCAAGAUUUAUUUUCCUCCUGUGACUGUGAAUGGUAAUUUAACUAUUACAGAUGUUUUGAACCAAAGUCUUGUGUGAUAAAGAGACGGUUCAGAAGUACACUAAAAUGUAUUUUAAUUGCAGUUUAAUAUGUGUCGAAUAUAAAAUGUGGGAAAUUGGUUUCAUAGACCAGUGUGUGUUCAAACUAGGCAGGUCAAGAUUUAAUACAUACAGAAUAUCUGGUUUUGGAGAGCCCCAUGUUUUAUAAUUUGUGUUUAUUGAAUAAAUUUAUUUAAUAAUGUUCAUUGAAAGCAUUAAGCUCCUUAUUUUGA
Molecule: messenger RNA, 1084 nt
Organism: Scleropages formosus (Asian bonytongue)
Lineage: Eukaryota; Metazoa; Chordata; Actinopteri; Osteoglossiformes; Osteoglossidae
Gene: c2h1orf50
Product: chromosome 2 C1orf50 homolog
Exons: 5
Coding region: 85-654 (189 amino acids)
Source: RefSeq, a predicted model, not a curated record